CUAGUGACCUUGCUGGACAUAACAUAUUGAAGGUGUAUUUAAGAGUUAAUUCAAAAAUGUAAAUUAAAUGAAAAAUUGAAUAAAUAAAAAGAAUAUCACCAAUAAUUCGAAAAAAUUUUCAUUGAAUUUUAUUCAAUGAAUCGUGUCAAUAAAAUAUUGGAUGCAAGGAUAAAUGAUAAAUGAUAGGAUAGGUUAAAAUAGUUCUGAAAAAAACAGCUUAAAGUUAACGAUAUGGAUAAAUUAACAGUAAUUUCUGGAACACUGUUUCUUGCUGCUGAUAUUUUUGCUAUAGCUAGUCUUUCCAUGCCAGAUUGGAUCAUUACUGAUAUUGGUGGAGACACUAAAUUAGGAUUAAUGUGGUCAUGUAUGACAUUAUACAAUAGACCCCAAGUCUGUUACACUCCAGAUCUCCAACCUGAAUGGUUGAUUGCAUUAGCUUGUAUAUUUGUUGGGUGUAUUUUAAUAACUGUUACUAUCAUAUUACUUAUUUGUUCUCAUUGGGACCGACAUGUUAUUCCAUAUGCCAGAUGGGUUGGAUUUACAGCAAUGGUUCUAUUUUGUUUAGCAGCAGUAAUCUUUCCGAUGGGUUUUCAUGUAGAUGAAAUAGGGGGUCAACCAUACCAGCUACCUAAUUCUCACCAAGUUGGAAUAUCGUAUAUUUUAUUUGUUUUGGCCUUGUGGAUAACUGUUAUAUCUGAAUUAUUUGCUGGUAAAGUGUGUUUACCUCACUUUUAAAACUGUCAUAAUUUCAAAAAAAUCAGUGAUGUGUAUUAAAUUUUCGUUUUAAUCAAA
Molecule: messenger RNA, 792 nt
Organism: Cotesia glomerata
Lineage: Eukaryota; Metazoa; Arthropoda; Insecta; Hymenoptera; Braconidae
Exons: 4
Coding region: 232-735 (167 amino acids)
Biological process (GO): negative regulation of smoothened signaling pathway
Cellular component (GO): Golgi apparatus; ciliary membrane
Source: RefSeq, a predicted model, not a curated record